AUGGAAACGUUAUAUUCUGCUAUCAGCUACGCCAAUAAGUAUCAUUAUGAGGCCUACGGCGUCCGUUACCUAUACAUUGACGGUAUCAGUGAGGCUGUGGGGUUCGUACCAGAGUAUUUCGUUCAAUCCAUGGUUUGGGAUCCCCAACUCUUCUCUCUCCCACCUGCUGCUUUUGAAGGUUGUGCAACUCGCGAGAUAUUCAUCCGCACCGAUUUUCUUCCGGAAAGACCUCUGGAAAGACGCGAUCUCCCUACUUUUAGAAAUUCCAGCGAUAUUACGAGAUGUUGCGAAUUCGCCUUCAACAAGCUCGUCAGGGACAAUAGCGCCAAUUCCAAUUUUCCCUCGCUGACCAAAUGGUCAGCCACGGAAUUGGAUCGACGAGAAAUCUCGUCAGUUUAUUUGUUCAAUAGUCAUCUACGAGAUAUACGCAUUCCGACGCCUUUGAGAGGGUUUCUCGGGAUCCUCACGGUUGGGGUACACCUCAACGUCUACAGCAAGGAUACUGGCGAAUACCGCAUUUGGGUCGCACGACGCGCCUCUGGUCCGGAAUAUAGCUACCCCGGGAUGUUGGACCAGAUUGUGGCUGGUGGCAUGGAUCCUGAAGACCGAGAUCAUGAACUCCUAGUCCCCCUCAGAACGCUGAUUCGUGAGGCCAGGGAGGAAGUAGGCCUCGAAAUCGACGAACGGACUAGAGCAGUGUUUGUGCCCGGCACUGAAACAAGGCCAAGGAGAGAAAUCGGCAAGGCUGUUAGGAUUUCGCACAUCACGUUUUUCGACAAAAAGGACCCCAGAACAGGCGAGCUUAACGAGCAUCAGCUUGAGCCUGGCGUUAGGAUCAUCUACGACCUCGAACUCACGAGCGAAUAUUAUCCACAACCGAAUGAGCCUAGCAUCGACAGUAUCAUGGCUAUGGAUGUGUCGCAGGUGAAGGAGAGCCUGUCGCAGGAAGGCGAAUGGAAGCCAAACUGUGGGCUUGUGAUGCUGGAAUUCUUGGUGCGGCACCAGCUUGUUAAUAUGAAUAACGACCGCCACUACGAUCGUAUCAUGGAAGGUUUGCGCCCGCACAUACCCUUUCAGUUUGCAAAUUGCUGGAGGGAUCGGAUUUCCGGGUAA
This is a messenger RNA of Fusarium graminearum PH-1, 1113 nucleotides long. RefSeq lists its product as uncharacterized. The record is from RefSeq and is a predicted model, not a curated record. Lineage: Eukaryota; Fungi; Ascomycota; Sordariomycetes; Hypocreales; Nectriaceae. The coding region runs from base 1 to 1113 and encodes 370 amino acids. The transcript has a single exon.